AUGUUCGAGGUGAGCGCACUGACGCCGGGACCGCUGCUGUUCCAGUCGUGGACGCCCGUCAUCGUCUCAAUCGAUGGCCAGCGCCUGCGCGUCGACUACGGCGCCUCGCACAAGUCGUUCGAUACCACUGGUUGCGCUGCCCAUGCUAUCGACCCGCCUUUCCUCGUCGAGAUUGCCUUUUCCAACAAGAAGAAACUUUUGCUUGACAUGGGCUCACGGUCGCUACGGACGCAGCUCAUUGAGCGACUGACCGCUACGGCAACGUCGACCGCCUCCACGGACACCGCCGAUAGCGUCCAUGAUCAGCUACUCAGCGUCGCCGCCGCCAUCACCGACCGCGCGGCCGUCGCCAAGAAGUCGGACCUUCGACCAUGUAACGUCUCGGUCGCUGAUGUCCACGCCCACCUGUGCGGCCUCAAGGAUGUCUAUGACCACGUAGCAGGGCUGCCGUCGCCACUGGCCCUCUACGACUGGCUUCUUGACACGGAAGCCGCCUACGUCGAUCGUCACCGGGACCUGCACGGAUCAGCGCGCCCCGACGUGUACGCCCACACUGUGUACCAGCAAGAUCCGCUGAGCUACGCGCUCGGGACAACGUCGUCGGCGCGCCGUCCAGACGUCAACUCGUACAUCGGCGUCUGCUCGUACUGCAAGACAGAGUACGACCGCGCGCUCCUCCCGGUGAUCUACGUCACGGACGGUGCGUGGCCGUGUCCCACCUGCCACGAGACCAUCACAGCCGACGUCUACUUCAAGAACCGCUUCGACACGAUGGCGUUCGACGAGCCACUGCGCCGAGUCCUCGCGCCAUGUCCCACGCGGCGCUGCCCCGGUCGCUUUACGCGACCUGAGAUGCAGCGCCUCCACCUCUUUGACAAACCCGCUAUUUGCGCCGCCUGCAAACGCUCCGCCUUGUACGAGACGUACCAGAUCGCAACCCUCGUCCGCGAGCACCCGUCGAUCCGCUACCAGAGCGUCCGCAACGCCGACGGCACGUACAUCAGCCUCAUGCCCACGCAACGAGAGAUGCCGGUUGACGGACUCUGGUCGACCUACCUCCAUGAGCUCCACGCCUCUCUGCACGCGCGGCGCCACGGCCACGCAAAGCCGCGACUGCAGAUGUUUGAAGUGAGCACGUACAUGGUCGAGCUCGAGAGAGCCGUCACCAUGAUCCGAGCCCACGACAACGGCGCGUUUCCCAUCGACCUCGUCCGCGCCAUGCACCGCGACCUGCGCUUCGUCGCCAAGAUCGGCCCCAUGACACACUACUGGUCCAAUCCAACCGUCGUCGCCGCCGCCAUCCGCCGCUACGAGCAGUUCAUGCACCUCUCCAAGACCCACAAGCAUCUCGUCCCGACCCUCGAUAUUGCGCUUCUCUGGCGCGUGCACAUGACGCAGCACGUGGCCUACUGCGCCUACUCGCGCGCGAUUACCAAGAAGGUGUUGUCGCCGCAAUGGAAUAGCUACGACGACGCGGCGUACGUCAAGACGUGUGUGGCGUGGGACCAAGGGC
Messenger RNA from Saprolegnia parasitica CBS 223.65, 1513 nucleotides. RefSeq lists its product as hypothetical. The record is from RefSeq and is a predicted model, not a curated record. The transcript has a single exon. The annotation marks the transcript as partial. NCBI's taxonomy places the organism in Eukaryota, Oomycota, Saprolegniomycetes, Saprolegniales, Saprolegniaceae.